Messenger RNA from Plasmopara halstedii, 216 nucleotides. RefSeq lists its product as uncharacterized. The transcript is spliced from 2 exons. Lineage: Eukaryota; Oomycota; Peronosporomycetes; Peronosporales; Peronosporaceae. The record is from RefSeq and is a predicted model, not a curated record. Bases 1 to 216 code for a protein of 71 amino acids.
AUGCAAGAGACUCGUCUUUUGAAGGCUGCCGUGAACGAGGACAUGACGUCUUUCCAGUCACGGGUUCGUCAUUUGCCUCCUGAUUGGGAGCCUAAUCCUUCGAACAUCUCAGCUGAGAGAGGUGGGACAGACGAGAUGCAAAUGUUUUCAGCUGCCAUAAAUGAAUCAUCUGUGGGUCAAGUAUAUUCGCAGCGUAAAGAUGUCAACGUGACUUAG